This is a messenger RNA of Apaloderma vittatum (bar-tailed trogon), 1098 nucleotides long. RefSeq names its product HORMA domain containing 2 (gene HORMAD2). NCBI's taxonomy places the organism in Eukaryota, Metazoa, Chordata, Aves, Trogoniformes, Trogonidae. The record is from RefSeq and is a predicted model, not a curated record. Bases 1 to 1098 code for a protein of 365 amino acids. The transcript has 12 exons.
AUGGUUACUCAGCAGCUUUUUCAGACUAGGAAAAAGAAAAAGACCACUGAGGAAUUGGUGCUGUUCCCCAACGAAAUUGCUACGGAGCAGCAGUCGGUGGCGCUGGUGAAAAAGCUUCUGGCCAUCUCUGUGUCCUGCAUAACCUACAUGAGAGGCCUCUUCCCGGAGAGCUCGUACGGAACUCGCUAUUUAGAUGACCUCUGUCUUAAAAUUCUCCGAGAAGAUAAAAGCUGUCUGGGAUCAUUGCAGAUAGUCAAGUGGAUUCAAGGCUGUUUUGAUGCUUUGGAGAGGCAGUAUCUGCACAUUGCUGUCCUGGCAAUUUACACCAAUCCCAAGGAACCGGAGACAGUGACUGAACUGUAUCAAUUCAAGUUCAAGUACAAAAAGAAGGUGCCGCAGAUGGACAUCAUCAGGAACCAAAUGGAUUUUGUGAAUGGGGUGUGCGGCGAGGACGUGAAACAGGCCAGCAGGUCCCUGAUCCGUAAACUCUACCUGUUAAUGCAAAACCUCGGCCCCCUGCCCAGCGACGUAACCCUGACCAUGAAACUCCUCUACUACAGCAAUGUAACUCCCGAAGAUUACCAGCCCCCUGGCUUUAAGGACGAUGACAGCCCUGGUGACAUGUUGUUUGAUGGCGAUCCCGUCAAUCUGAGAGUCGGGUCAGUCUCCACCGCCUACCACCUCAUGAAGGUGAGAGUGACAACCGAAAGGAAAAGAAUGAGGACAGCCAAAAGUGACCUGAUCCAGAAGCAUGGCCCGACUGAGAUCUCCCAUCAAGGGUUAGACUGUGACGAAGAGGAAGAGGAGGGGAGCACAAAGAACCAACCUCUCCCUGUCAGAGCAGAUUCAGGUGAGCAGGGUGAGGACAAAAGUGAUGCCCAUCCAGGCUGGAAAACAGAAUCAUCUUCUUUUUGCCUUCAAGAUGCAGGUGGGAAGAAGAUGACUGGAGGAAAGGAGCGGGGCAGGAUGCCGUGCUCAAGGGCAUCUCAGCAGAUAAGCGACCUGAACCUUGAGUUUAGCCAGGAAGAGGUAACAGGACCCAAGAAGAAAAGGAAGGUCAGCGAACCAGAGAAGUUGCUUCUGGAAGGCAGGAAAUGA